AUGAAGAAAGCAGAUUUAGUUUAUGUUGAUGAAAAAGAUAAUGAAAUUAAAGAAAAGGUUGAAUGGUAUCAUGAAUGGACAUUGGAGACUUUUAAAGUUAAAGCUGAUACAGAAUGGGUUUCAGGAUGUUUAGACCUUAAGGCAGAUAAAACUUAUGUUGAUGAAAAAGAUAAUGAAAUUAAAGAAAAGGUUGAAUGGUAUCAUGAAUGGACAUUGGAGACUUUUAAAGUUAAAGCUGAUACAGAAUGGGUUUCAGGAUGUUUAGACCUUAAAGCAGAUAAAACUUAUGUUAACUAUGAGUUAGAGAAGAAAGCAGAUAAAACAGAGCUUCAAACAUUAAAGACUGAAAUACUUCAAACAUUAUAUCCUAUAGGCUCUAUUUAUACAUCAAUGAAUUCAACAAAUCCCGCAACAGUUCUGGGUUUUGGUACGUGGCAGCAGAUUGUAAACAAAUUCUUAUACUGUGCUAACUCUUCAAAGCAAACAGGAGGCUCAAAGAAAAUUAAAGAAGCAAACUUACCUGCGCACACUCAUACAGGAACGACAAACUUUUCUGGCGACCAUAUACACUCAUUAAGAGACCACCCAUUAUACAACUCAGACUAG
Molecule: messenger RNA, 606 nt
Organism: Trichomonas vaginalis G3
Lineage: Eukaryota; Parabasalia; Trichomonadida; Trichomonadidae
Product: phage tail repeat-like family
Exons: 1
Coding region: 1-606 (201 amino acids)
Source: RefSeq, a predicted model, not a curated record